Messenger RNA from Mytilus trossulus (common blue mussel), 6118 nucleotides. RefSeq names its product E3 ubiquitin-protein ligase PDZRN3-B-like. The coding region runs from base 1408 to 3774 and encodes 788 amino acids. The transcript has 9 exons. Gene Ontology annotation, molecular function: zinc ion binding; protein binding. NCBI's taxonomy places the organism in Eukaryota, Metazoa, Mollusca, Bivalvia, Mytilida, Mytilidae. The record is from RefSeq and is a predicted model, not a curated record.
AAGGCAAGGGUCACCCUCCAGAUAUACAGACAGGGUGGUCAACUAGUGUUUGUGAUCAAGCAAAGUCUAACUUAGCUAUUGUGAUAAACUUGUUCCUAAAAGAGAAAAUCAUGUUUUAGCCCGCAGGAAUGAAAAUUGUCAUAAACGGUGGAAAAAUAUUAUUGUAAUAGUUGUAUAUUAUAAUUGUUGUGGAGAAGAUUUUUACCUGUGAUAAAGUUGUGGUAUAAUACAGGAGUAAUCGUUACAUAAAUUAUUGCCAUAGUGUGUGAAAUACUACUGGUCGCUUUAAUAAAAUCUUACAGGUGAAUGGUAUGGACAAAUCAACUCCCCGUUUUAAAUCUUUUUCAUAGUUAAGUUAAACAGGCUCAUAAAAGGAAAUGCAGGACUUCAAAUAAUUUCAUACUUAUCUAAAGUAAGUAACUUCAAGUGGAUGAUAUUGAGCUACCAGGUUAAUCAGUGAAAUAGAGACCUUUGUGUUAGUUAGGGCUCAGGUCACCUGACCAAAAGAGAGAGAGAAAAAAGCUGAUAGAUCAUACUUAGUGGAUUUUUAUACAAAAAAGUAUUUGGUUUACUUGGCUGUAAUAUUGUAAGCAAUUUGAUCUUAUAUACUACAACACCUGGAUUUAAUUAAGAAGAGGGAGAUUACACAGGUAUUAAUUGGAUGGGCAGUUCAUUGGACUGAGAGAGAGAAUACACAUAGGCAGUGAAACAAUACUGAUUUUUUACACAUUUUAUUUGCCAGAUGGAAACUUGAGAAAGUGCUUUCUCUUUUUAUAAUGAUCAGAAAGAUAUAUAUUUAUAUUUUACGCUAGCUGGAGUAAUUCCUCAGGUGUUGGGAGAAGUGUGCAAAUACCUGGUACGUCAAUUACCAAAGUUUUCAUACCAUAGGAUCGCGUGAAGAGUCAGAGACGGUAUGCAACUAUCACAUCAAGGAUGUGCAACAUUGAAUAGUUUUUAAGUCAGAAAACAUCUGUUUAGUUUGGGGCUUGGAGAUAAGAGAGAUUGUAAGAGGAGGCUGGCAUUAUCCAAAUUAUAGAAACAGUAACUAACUGUAGCUUAGUCAGAGAUCAGUAAUGAGGAAUUAAACUGCUUCACAAAUUUGGGAUAUUUGUAUUUCUAUUAAGAAUUUUGGAUAAAUAUAUUUUGAAAAUUUUACUGGUUUGGAUAGUUAUCAACUAAAAUGUACAGUAAAAGGUGAAAUUCAUUGAUUCAGUGUAUAUUAAUUUAUAAAGGAAUUAUUUUGCAAUUGAUUAACGUUAUGUAAAAAUUGACAUUCAUGAGAUUGAGAAAGAGUUGUUAAUGUUUAUGGGAUUAUGAUACUCUUUUUGGAAGACGAAAAUGACAUCCAGAUAGAUAUUUCUUUGACAGACAAGGAUCUAGAUAUUGUUUUGGAUUUAUUUCCAGACAAUGGACUUCAUUAUCUUAAAAGUCAAUGGCCAAGAUCUUUCACAGUCAAGUCACGACGAAGCAGUCGAAGCAUUCAGAACAGCCAAAGAACCUAUAGUUGUAGAGGUUUUACGAAGGGAAAAUAAAAAUAAAAUGAAAUCACGAACUCCUACUAUGGUAUCCAUAGGAACACAAACAGAAGAAGAAAUAUAUGGAUUUAUUCGACCUCCAACUCCUCCCAUGUAUGGAAUAAAUUCAAAUCUAUUAUGUCAACCAGCUUCACGUAGACCUGUUGCAUUUUCUCCUAGUGCUGAAAUGGGAUUAACAGACAUUGAAAUGGCACAUGGAUUGGAAUAUGAUGAUGCUUAUUUUGAAGAACGACCAUAUGAAAUUGAAUAUGAGGAAGUUGUUCUUCAUCGGUCAUCCAGCAGUGAGAAACUGGGACUGACACUAUGUUAUGGUUCUUUAGAAGAUGAAGUUACAGAUAUAUUUAUAAGUGAGGUUGAGUCAUGUAGUGUAGCUGCUCAAGAUGGUAGAAUACGAGAAGGGGAUCAAAUUCUUCAGAUAAAUGGCAUUGAUGUACACAGUCGGGACCAAGCUAUUAAAUUAUUUUCUGAGAGAACAUCAGACAUCACACUACUGUUAGCUAGGCCUGCAGUGCAGAUGGACGAUGGCUUUAUAGAAGACCAGAAUGUUUUAGAACAGUUGCGAAUGGAUUUUCUAGAAAAGCAUCACCAUGACAAUAUGCAAAUCAUGGCCUCAAUGUUGGCCAGGGGACAUUUACUGGAUGAAGAAGGUGGAACUACAGACACAGCCACAACAGAAAAUUCCCUGCAUAAACAUGAAAAAGACAGUGGUGUUGGACGAACUGAUGAAAGUACCAAAAAUGAUGAAAGCUCGGAAUUGGAUGCCUUUGACACAGAAUGUACCAAUUCACCAGCUGCAACCUCAAAGUUUCGUCAAGGCAGAGGAGAAUAUCAUCGCAGUGAUGAAAGUUUCUUGUCACAUGACAUAACAGAUCAAGAGAUUAAUGUAAAUGACAUUUCUAAAGAUGAAUGUGAUAAAUUUCGGGAGGUACUUGUUCAAAGAUGUGAUAGUAAAAGUGCCAAUAAUUCUCCUAAAAAGGGUUCAUCUCGUAAGAACUCUGUGAGCAGUCUUGAACGAGAAAUUGAGUAUGUAAAUCGUGAAAUGGAAAACAUUCAGAUUGAAUGUCAAGAUAUGUAUGACAAUCAUAUAGGAGAGGAUUCAAAUAUAAAUCAUAUAUAUGAAACAUUACCUUCUAGAAGUCCACGGGUUGUCCCACGUAUGGGAACACGACUUGAAUAUGUCAAAAAUGUGCAAUCAAACAAUUCUGGUGAUUCGUGGAAUCAGAGUCCUGUUAAAAAACAACAAAAGGCUUUCUCAGAAGCUUCGACAACAAGUGCUUAUAAUACUGGAGAAAGUUGUCGCAGCACACCUCUGACUUUAGAACUGAAUCAAGUAUCAGACGACAGUGAGAAAGGAUUUAAAAACUCUAUGCUAUGUUUAGCUUCUACAACUACUACAACACCUAUAGCCUCCACUAGUGACACAGAGAAACAAACACAAACUCCAUGUCAGACCAAAGAAAGUUCUAGUGAAGAAUUAAAUGCUUUAUCAGCCAAAAAUAAUAAUGAAAAUAAAAACUUGUCAAAGGAUCAAAAACCAAUGGGUGAAUCUCUUCAGGAUCUUUAUAUGUCAUACGCAGAUGUUAUGUAUACAAAUGAAGCUAACUUACAGCAUACUAUUGCUAUUCAACAAAAGCUCUUUCAACAACAAAUGGAGACAAAGUGUCGGAGAAAGAAUUCAUCUCGCCCAUCCUCUCACAGUAGUGUGGUAUCUCUCCAGCAAAAUAAGAAUGAAAAUGUUCAACUUAAAACAGAUAAUCUGCAACAACAAAGUCCUAACUGCACACCUCCGGAUAGUAGUGGACAAAUGGAAUGGGUUGUGAAAAGACGUCCUGAUGGUUCUCGCUAUAUUACUAGAAGACCUGUCAGAAAUAAAAUGUUGAAAGAAAGAGCUAAAAAGAUAUCUGAAGAGCGUUGUGGAAUGACAACAGAUGAUGACGCAAUGAGUGAAAUGAAACAUGGACGGUAUUGGUCGAAAGAAGACAGAAAACGUCAUUUUGAAAAAGCAAAGGAUCAUAAAAAGAAAAGAGAAAUGAUGAUGAAAGCCAAAAUGGAGACUUUAAAAGAACAUGAUGAAAAGAAAGAAGUUAACAUUUUAGAACUAAGUCAUAGGAAAAUGAUGAAGAAUAAAGGUAGAAAAGUAUUUGAUGAUUUUAUGACAAUUCAAGAAAUGCUUGCACAUGGAAGUCGGCAUACUGAAGGAAAAACCUACAAUCCUUUGUUGUCGGUGACAACUGUCUAAUUCUAGAACAGUGAUGUUGAAAACUUUUCUGUAUGAAUUGGUGUUGUGAUUUUGCAUCAAGUAAUGUUGCCUGUUCAGAAACAAAAACAAUUGUAAAAGAGAUGGUAUUACUUUUUUUCAUCAAAGUGACAAAAUGUAUGAAUAUUACUUUGUAAUACCUCUUUGAGUGUUCAGUCAUAAUGUGCUCCUUAGAUUUUGGAGGGAAAAGUGGGGGGAAGAUAUUUAUAUAAUUGGUCAACUAGAUGUUUAGUGUAAUUUUACUAGCCAUCUUGUUAGACUGAAGUCCAUAUUUUGCAUUUAAUUGUAAAAUCAGUGCUAAUCCAUUGUGAUAUUGAAUGCCUUAUUUUAUAUUGUGUAUUUUAUCAAAUAACGAGUUUGUUUUGUAUAUUUUGAAAUUGGUGAAUCAGUAAGGACAGAUGUAAAUGAAAAUGUUUUUUGUGGAACUGAGAAAAUAUGAUGUCCUUAUAGUUCACAUGUUUUACAUAUUGUGGGAAAUAGUAUUAAAUUAUUAAAUUAAUUUCCUAUAUAUAAUCAUUUUUAUGAUUAAAACUCUGAUGGUCAUUAUUAUUUGACUUCAAUUGCAUGACACUAAGUUUAUUCUAGUCAUUCAAACAGUAAUAGAUGAAUUAUUUGCAUUGUGCAUUUUUCUUUUCAACUUUCAUCACAUGUCAUGGUGCUGCAGUAUUAGGUCACAUGAUUUAUAAAGGUAUGAAUUUUUUAUUACAUACUUAAAUAUGUGUCUGUAUUUGUGGUUGUAAAGUCAAUAACUUUUUAUAAUAAUACACAUGUACCAGUAAACACAUCUAAAGGUUUCUAACCAGUAAAUACUGGCAGUACUUGUCUUAUAUUGUAACCUUGAAGUCCAUUUUUGUGACAUUCUUUUUUUGGCAAAGGUUAUGUCCUUUUUAAAAUUAUCAUAUCAUAUCACUAGGUACAAACACAUUUGUGAAGUCAUUUGACGUUUAUCUGAUACCACAUUUGUUCAAGACAUUUAGAUGUACAAUAUACUGCACUUCUAAUUUGGUGUCUUUUUUUACCAGAAAUUAGGUCCCUUGAACUCAACUCUUUCGUUUAUGACCAGUUUGGGGGAAUAAUAAUAUAUCGUUAACGUCUUUCAUGCAUUAUAUCCUCUUUAAGUCUUUAUGAUAGUGAACAUAAACAUGUUUAAUAUUUCUAGGGGAAUGUGAGGAUGAAUUUAGCUACAAAAUCUGAAUUGUGCUUUUAAAUAAUUUGACAAAUGCCGAUAUGUAUACUGAUGUAAAAAAUUAAUAAUUUAUAGAAAGUUUGCAAUAUUGUGGCCUUGUACAGUGCAGUGACCAUUAUUUAUAUAUAUAUGUUUGAGUGUAAAGAAGAGGUUAUUGUAAGAGUCAGCUUGCAACACUUUUUGUGUGAUUAAGAGAUAUAUCACAUGGAAAGAUAAUAUUGUACAAUUCAAUUCUUAUUUUUGUACAAAUCUAGGAGUUGUUUACCUUCUAAUACAACCUUGAAACAAGUUGGUUAAAUUUUUUUAAGUAAAAGCAUAUAAUUAUAUCAUGUUUUUGACUUAAAUUGGUCCAAGAUGUUGUCAUCGCUUUGAUGUCCAUCACUUAAUCUUAGAAAUUUUCAUAUUUUACUGAAGCUUGGAUUUCCUCAUAAACAUGGACAAUGGGAGAUAACUCUAUAAUUUUAGGAUGAACAUUUAAAUUAUUUUAUUUGAACAAACCUGUUUGUAUAAAUCAGAGCUUGAUAGUAAAAAUUUCAUUCAAUUUUUAUAGUAAAAAUAAAUAUUUCAUUUAUCUUUUUGAAUAUUACAGGUGUAACAAUUUGAAGUUUAUAAUUUUCAUGAAGGUUGUUUUAAUUCAGCAUAUCAUGAGAAACACCACCUUAAAUCCAGAAAUUGAUUUUUUUCUAAUGAAUCCAGGUUUGAUUGAGAUCCUCCAAUUAGUGACAGUUUUGUUAAGAUAUAAACACUGUUAUGGGGUUGUGUCUCUUUACAAAUUAAAAGAACAAAUUAUGACAUAUAAUACUGGGAGCAUCUGUUGUCUGUUCUAAAUCUCAACUCCUUGUCCCAGUUGUGAUGCCAAUGUUAAAAUGUUGUACUGUGUGAAGACAAUUUUAUAUUGAAUAUUAGUAAAAUGUAUUGCUGAUUGCAAAAUGUAUUGUUACAGAAUGGUACUAUAAUUCACAACUCAUUAAUUAUUUUGAAAGACAUGUUCAAAUUUUUCACUUUAGCACUAAUGUUCAAAUUUUGAAAAGAAAGGUUGUAUUAGAGAGGUUGGUAGCAUUUCAUUGUAUAAAAUAUGUCAGCUAAAAUUGUUGCAUUGGCACCCUAAAAAGUGAUAUUGAAUAAAUAAUUUAUACUGGU